AUGGGAAAACUUAUCAAAAACCACUUGGCAAGAUUAAUCGUCCUCACAGCAGCAAUUGGCCAAUUUGCCGCUGGUAUUCAUGGAUUCUUCUGGCCAAAGGUCUUUUGGGACUUUCUCACGAAAAACCUCGAUGGAGCGGUCAAGCCUGUUCCCGUCCUUCAGAUCUUCAACGUCAUAUUUGGAUUGAUCGGUAUCGCAUUGGAAUGGCCCUUGAAACCUAUAGCGGGAACGUUGGUUCACCGCAGUAUCGAAGCUCGAUUACUGGUAUUCCCAGUCAGCACACUUCUAGCAGCGCUGCUAUACCAGGGCACGAACCCUGCUAUAUAUUACAUUGUCGGAAUGAUUGUAUAUUUCUGGGGGUACAGCGAGGGAGAGAUUGUCUGCCCUGAGCCGUGGACCUUGCCCAAACGCCCGGGACGAGUCAUGAAAGUAUAA
Molecule: messenger RNA, 435 nt
Organism: Uncinocarpus reesii 1704
Lineage: Eukaryota; Fungi; Ascomycota; Eurotiomycetes; Onygenales; Onygenaceae
Exons: 3
Coding region: 1-435 (144 amino acids)
Source: RefSeq, a predicted model, not a curated record